AUGAGCAAUUCAUCUAGAGCUACGAGUGGAGCAUCUAGAGCUACGAGUGGACAGAGAAGGAGAGUUGUGGGUGUGCCGAAGAUGUCUUCUCCUUCCGACUUCGCUCCUCCGGUCACCUCCUCUUCUGAUUGGUGUUUGGUACUAAGGUGUGAUCUCUCAGGCGAACCUCCGGUGACGUGGCUGUUUUUCCGGCGAGUUUCUCCUGAGAUAAUUCCCUUCCCUCUAUCGGUUUCGAGCCACUCUCGUCGCUUUCCUUUGUCUUCGGUCGCCUUCCUCGAUCUGAGGCCUCCUCCUGCACCAACACCUGAGCCACCGUCUCCGCCGGCUCCACCAAAACCACCGGACCCACCAGACCCUCAGAUCUGCUUCUGUUUUGGUGAAUCUCUUCCUCAGCUGCCAUUUUCCACUUUCUUUAGGGCGUUUGACUCGCUCCUCCCACCCUCCUCUGCCAGAUCUGGCUUUACUUCGCCGGCGAGUCUCCCUAUCCUCCCUACAAAGGCACUCGUUUUCAUGGGACUGUUACUUCCCGUCGAGUCUCCCUUUGCAAUAUGGUUUGGAAAGCUUGGUGCUCGUCUCUGUCCGGCCACAACCCUUUUCAGACAGGUGGGCUAUGUCGCUGACGCCCCCACCUUCCCUCCUCAAACGCUUCCCCAGGUAUGCUCUUACUCUUCGCCCUCUAAUCCCUCUGAGAUGGGAAUAUAUUGGAUGUUGAUUGAGUUUGUAGCUCUGGUCUGGUGGCUUUCGGAUCUAGUUCAUCGGGUUUCAAUGAGCUUGGAUACUCUUGUGUAUACCUUUGUGUUCUUUUGUAGCACCCAUAUCGCCUUGGUGCGAUCAAUUACUGCAGUAUGCAGAUUCUGUCUCAAUGUGGUUCUGUUAGAAAGUUGUCUUUUGGCAGCUUGGACAGGGAUCCCUGUUUCAGUACAACUGGCUAGUUAAUCUGGCUCAUUGGGAUUUUACUGCCCUCAUCUCUCCUUCAUGGAGCUUUUUAUCCUCCCAUAUGCUUCACUUGUGUUUAGUGAUAGUGUUACAGGGAGCAAUGUUCUCAAGACUGUUCUACUUGAAGUAGAAGCGAAGAUUGUUGAAAAAGACUGUUUUCGUUCAGCAUUUGCUGACUGUUUGGCGUUAACGACUUUGGAGGCUUUGGUUCCUCCUCCUUGGGGUUUCGACAAGGAAUUUCAAGCGUUCGGAUGCUCUUGUUUAGAUGAUAUCUUGGUAGAACUUGUUAGUUCACCCUUAUCCUUAAGUCUCAAUUUGAGCUUUGUUCUUGUUCUUAGUUUCCGCUUUUACUCGAUCACUAUGUUGGUCGAUGUUUUGGCUUUUUCGACUCUUUGUAGUCAUGUUGUAUCCUCUCUUAAUGGAGGUUAAACUAUUUCUUUAA
Arabidopsis lyrata subsp. lyrata is the source of this 1378-nucleotide messenger RNA. RefSeq lists its product as uncharacterized. Lineage: Eukaryota; Viridiplantae; Streptophyta; Magnoliopsida; Brassicales; Brassicaceae. The record is from RefSeq and is a predicted model, not a curated record. Bases 1 to 936 code for a protein of 311 amino acids. The transcript is spliced from 2 exons.